This is a messenger RNA of Cotesia glomerata, 3210 nucleotides long. It is a transcript of the gene snu, whose product is annotated as ABC transporter G family member 20. The record is from RefSeq and is a predicted model, not a curated record. The transcript is spliced from 14 exons. Gene Ontology annotation, cellular component: membrane. NCBI's taxonomy places the organism in Eukaryota, Metazoa, Arthropoda, Insecta, Hymenoptera, Braconidae. Gene Ontology annotation, molecular function: ATP binding; ATP hydrolysis activity; ABC-type transporter activity. The coding region runs from base 147 to 2567 and encodes 806 amino acids.
UUUAAAUUGGGAAAGUUAUUUUUAAUAAAUGAUAAUCAUUUUAUGUUCGAUUGGUCAAUAUUAAGUAAAAGGAUUAAUUACUUUUUAUUGAGUAAAUAAAUUUGAAGAAAAUUUUGAAAUUGGUUGUUAAAAAUUCUGGAAUUAAAAUGGCUAACGUUAAGGAUGACACACAACCGGAAAGUAUAAGAAAAAUGUUUAGCUGGAGCAGCGGAUUACCCAGAGAGGGUACGCCAGGAGGUGGUUACACCAACCCGUCAAUAGAAACGAUUCUAAACUCUGAAUCAACCAUGGACAGCAACGUGGUAGCACCGGGGGUGGUGCUCUCAGCUCCAGGAUUAAACAACCCUGCCUGGAACCGCCAGCAGGCCGUAAGCGUAAGACAUGCCUUCAAAACUUACGGCAGCAGCAAAAACCCAAAUCCUGUUCUUCAGAACUUGAGCAUGACAGUCGCCAAAGGAUCAAUCUACGGCCUUCUGGGAGCCAGUGGCUGUGGGAAGACUACCUUGCUGUCCUGCAUCGUCGGAAGAAGACGGCUCAAUUCUGGAGAAAUAUUCGUCCUCGGGGGGAAACCCGGGACCAGGGGCUCCGGAGUUCCUGGUAAACAGGUCGGAUACAUGCCCCAGGAGAUUGCUUUGUACGGGGAAUUUUCUAUUCGAGAAACUAUGAUGUACUUCGGGUGGAUCUUCGGAAUGGACACUAAUGAAAUUGUAGAGAGAUUGAGGUUUCUUCUUCAGUUUCUUGACUUGCCUUCGCAAAACCGGCUUGUCAAAAAUCUCAGCGGCGGGCAGCAGAGACGAGUCUCCUUCGCCGUGGCACUUAUGCAUGAUCCUGAACUGUUGAUCCUAGAUGAACCGACGGUCGGUGUCGAUCCACUAUUAAGACAAAGUAUUUGGAAUCAUUUGGUGCAAAUCACUAAAGAUGGAAACAAAACAGUCAUCAUUACAACGCACUAUAUUGAGGAAGCACGGCAAGCCCACACGAUUGGUCUCAUGCGAAGCGGAAGACUACUGGCCGAAGAAUCACCAAGAGCUUUGUUGACAAUGUAUAAUUGUGCAUCUCUGGAAGAUGUUUUUCUCAAAUUAUCAAGGAAACAAGGUCAAAGCACUCAACCUACCACGGAAUUAAACAUCUCUAAUAAUAUUAGCAUGGCUUCCUUAAACUGGGGUAAAAAGGACGAACCAGUUUAUGUCACUGAAGAGUCUGGAGUGGUAGGCUUGAAUUUUCAUCAAAGUAAAGAAGUUCUUAUUCAUGAUACUACUAAUGGAGUUGGCAGUCAUUAUGAUCUUAAUGGAAAACCAUUGCCAGGAGUCAAAAGCAAUCCAAAAAAGCGUUCAAGAUGUAGACCAAUAAGUUGCAAUUUUACAACUAGAGGAAAAAUGAGAGCGCUGCUCCAAAAAAAUUUUCUUCGUAUGUGGAGAAAUGUCGGGGUGAUGCUGUUUAUCUUCGCAUUGCCGGUGAUGCAGGUAAUAUUAUUUUGUCUUGCCAUCGGGCGAGAUCCAACUGAUCUCAAAUUAGCAAUAGUAAACCACGAGAUGGAUUGGGAGAACCAAACCUGUGACAUACAAUCUGGAUGUAUGGAGGGUAAAUUAAGUUGUCGGUAUUUAGAAUUUCUGUCUAAUAGGACCGUCAUAAAGGAGUAUUACGAGUAUCCAGAAGAUGCUAUAGAAGCAGUAAAAUUAGGAAACGCAUGGGGAGCUUUAUACUUCACAGAGAACUUUACGGAGUCGCUUGUAGCGCGAAUGGGUCUCGGGCAAACAGUGGAUAACGAAACACUGGAUCAAAGUGAAAUUCGUGUUUGGCUUGAUAUGUCAAAUCAACAAAUUGGGCUGAUGCUGGCACGGAAUCUUCAAUACACCUACCGAGACUUCGCCAAAUCACUGCUCAGAGAGUGUGAGUACAACGAGAAGCUAGCUGACGUCCCGAUACAAUUUUCUGACCCGAUCUACGGAAGUAACGACCCGAGUUUCACCGAUUUCGUCGCUCCUGGUGUAAUUCUCACAAUUGUAUUUUUCUUGGCGGUCGCUUUGACAUCCUCGUCGCUGAUAAUCGAGCGGCUGGAAGGCUUGCUGGAUAGAAGCUGGGUGGCAGGAGUGACGCCUGGAGAAAUUCUCUUUUCUCAUGUCGUUACACAAUUCGUUGUAAUGUGUGGCCAGACAGCGCUCGUACUCAUAUUUAUGAUUCUUGUCUUCGGAGUCGAGUGUAAUGGCGACAUUGGUUGGGUAAUCAUACUAACUAUUCUUCAAGGUCUCUGUGGCAUGUGUUUCGGAUUCGUUAUAUCGGCUAUUUGUGAACUUGAAAGGAAUGCCAUUCAACUGGCGUUAGGUAGCUUUUAUCCGACACUUUUGCUCAGUGGUGUUAUUUGGCCAGUCGAAGGAAUGCCAACAGUAUUACGAUAUAUAUCCCACGGCUUACCAUUGACCAUGGCAACGACCUCGCUAAGAUCAAUGUUAACAAGAGGAUGGACGAUAGUAGAGCCAGAUGUUUACAAAGGCUUUAUUUCGACGGUGAUAUGGAUUGCCAUAUUUUUAACUAUCAGUAUGCUGGUCCUAAAGUUUAAACGUGGUUAGGCUUUUAAAAUUUCUCAUAAAAUAAUUUUUAGUUUGAAUAAUAUUGUAGAUUAAUUAAAUUUUACAUCGACACGAUGUCAAUGUAAUUUUUAUAAUAGAUAAUUAAAUUUCUAAAAAUGUUUAGGAUCUUUUAAUUAAAAUUGUUGUAUCAAAGCAGUAUCCACGACAUCUUGCGCUGAUAUUAUUGUUUAUUCCAUAUAUAUUUUUAUCUAGUAUAAUAGCGUUUAUUUUAAUAGAUAUAAGAUAUUAUGGAAAAUUAUUUUAACAUCUGAAAAUUUUUUAGCUAAGAAUUAUUUAUGGUAUUUGUAAAUACAGAUGUGGAUAAUUAUUUAAUCAGUGUAUGAUUCUAUUGCUAGCAUGAAUGUAUUUUCUGCAGAAAUUUGUAUAAAUAAUAAUUUACAAAAAAAUUUUAAUUGUUAUAGUGAACAAUUGCGUGUUGCUCAUUAAUUAUUAUUAUUAUUUUUAUUAUAUAAAUAUAUUUUUUGUCAGUAGUUAAUAGUAAAAUUAAUUAUAAUUUUAAUAUGUAUACUUGCCUUUAACUCGAGUGAACAAUUAAAAAUUAUAAAUUGUAAUCCAACGUUGUAAAUAUUUUGAUAUACAUUUAUUUACUAAACAAAUAAAAAUUUACAUAUUUUAAAACUUA